AUGGAAGAGACAGUCGGUCAACCUGCAGACGCCGUCAUUGCCGCGGACCAGGAGAGACCCAUCCAAAGCGGAAGCGAUGCAGCUGCUGCAGGAACUGGUAUGCUUGAGAAAAUUUCACAAGACUAUUCCUAUUUACUGCUAUUUAGGACUUUCCUUCUGUGCUAAUGGUAACUUCUCAAUUCAAAGCGAAUACUAAUCGAAAAAUGUAGACGCUGUAUGUUUGCAACAAAAAGUUUUCUUCACUUCCCAAAACUAUCAAUUGAUACUUGUUGCGACAAACUUUUUAACACACUGUUCAAACCUAUUCUUGGUUUGCAACCACGUAAGAAGGCGAAACAAAAGAAUAUUUUCUCGAAGAAUUUACAUGAAAAUAGAAUUCGUUCCCAGAGGAGAGAAAUGCCUUUGUUCUUGACCACCAACAUGGCCGCCGUGACAUCACGUGCAAACGAGCAAUAUAUAUUGUAUACCUCAGAAGUAUGGGGUGCAUAUGACAAACUGAAUCUUGAUAAAUGGGAACAGGACCCUAGCCUGCAGAAAGAAUUCACUGUCAGUUUUUAUAAAUACUUUCUUAAUGGAUUGAACAAAAGGGCUUCCAAUGUUGUCGCUGGAAACGAAGUUGGGCAAACAUCUUUAAAACCCACCACAGGCCAUUUGCUCUAUGCGGUCAUGUGACAUCAUUUUUAUAAAAAUGAAAGUUAUAUGAUUUUUCUUUCAAAAAACUAUUAGUGGGUCAUAUCUUAAACAAAAAAUAGGGAUUUAUUUAGUUUUUCAAACCUGCACCAUUUUCUUAAAAUGUGUAAGUUUGUAGCUGGUCAUGUGACCAAAAUGUGAAUUUAAAACUAUGAAUUACCUCUUUCUGAACAGAAAUUUUGUACUUAAACUUCAAGGAAAUUGUUGAAAAGAUGAUGUGGUAAUGUUUUCAGCACAUCAGGCCUAUUUAUAAUUUGAAUAUCCUCAUAUUCUGGCAACAUUAGAAGAACUAUGCGAAAAUAGCAUUGCGAAGAACUAGUGCCUCAUCACAUCAAAAGAAUUAGCAAAAUAUUAAUACAAGAAAUCAUUUCUUUAUCUCUUCCACAUACCAAAUAUGCUCACAGUUUUGCAAAAAAGGACCAAACACAACAGGACUUGGUGAUAUUCAACAAAUAAAUAAAUUGGAAAUAUCUAAAUUAACACAAAAUAUUCUUAUAAGAUUAAGCUAAAACACAUCAAUCCUCUCUCAUUCAACUAAAUAACAAACUAAAAGUUUACUAUCGUUUCAAACAAGACAACAAUAAAUCUCUUUCCUUGGACCUUUUAAAAAACACAAAUCACCAAUGCACAGGCAGCACAGUAGCAAAAUUUAGAAUGGGGUUCGAUCAUAAGUUAACGAUAGAAUACUGGAGAUACUGCACGCCCAAAAUCCGUGAACAUCUCAACUUGUGUCAAUACUGUUCUAUAAAAUAAUGAAAUCAAAGACGAGCAACACUUCAUGCUAAACUGCAUGCCCUCUUUACCUUAAUGAAUGACAAUAUCUCCCUGAUUCUACAAGUUGCAAAUAUCCUAAUUUUCACUCAUUGAAUGGAAACAAUAUAAUACUUUUUCUCUUCAAUAAUGUAGAUCCCUUUGUCUGCUAGAAACUUGGCCAUUUUAUUUUUCUGGCCUUCGAAAAACGUGAAAAUAGAACGUUAAACAUAGCUGCAAUAUAGUUAGCAUUUUCCAUGCAAUUAUGGCCAUUAUUAUUAUUAUUUAUAAUAUAUUAUUACUAUUAUUUUCUCAUUUUUUUUCUUUACCGUAACAUAAUCAAUAUUGUAAUCGGCAAUGCCAUCUACUCAUGAACAUUGCAAUAAUUGUUGUUGUUGUAAAAUGUAUUAUGUCAAAGUUGUUUCUGCAUUAAAAUCCUUGGGUUCUUAAGUGGUCUAAUCUUGAAGUAAUAUUACAUAAGCUCGCCCUUUUUUUUUUUUUAAUUUUUAAAAUUUUUAAAAAUUUUUAAAACUAAACUAGUGAGCAGCACUCCGCGAACUGUUGCUGUAAAACUUGUUUAUUCUCCUACGCGUUUCGUCUAACUAACGUAGACUUCUUCAGGGAGUUUUACAAUCAAACACAAAACGCCUGUAUUUAAGCCAUAAUAUGACUAAAGCUAAAACCAUGGCCCCAAAGUAUUCUUACACCUUGCGUAAAAAAAUUUCACGGCUGCGCCUGUUCCUUUUCGUAAAUCCGGCCAAACCUUCAAUGUUUGCGACCAUCAUUAUUUUUAGUCAUAUUAUGGGUUAAAUCCAGGCGUUUAUAGUGUUUAAUUGUAAAACUCCCUGAAGAAGUCUACGUUAGUUAGACGAAACGCGAAGGAGAAUAAACAAGUUUUACAGCAACAGUUCGCAGAGUGCUGCUCACUAGUUUAGUUUUAAAAAUUAAAAAUUUUAAAAAUUAAAAAAAAAAAUAGAAAUGAAUAGUCCUCGUGAUUAAAUUGGGAAUGAGUACAUGAGGCUAUUUUAAUGAUAUUAAAAAAAUUCAACGAGAUUUGUUUGAAGAAUGAGAUACAGGAAACAAAACUGCAUAAUAGGCCACCACGAAAAAUACCAUAGUAUUCUCAAAUUGCCGCACCUAAACCGUACGUUCAAAUUAUGAACUGCACAAACUGCACGUGCAAUGGCUUGUUUCCAAACACAUGCUGCAUCAGUCAAUUACGGAUGCAUCCAUGCCCACCACCCACAAGCAACUGUGGGGCAUUUUCCCGGCUUGUCAGUCCCUCGGUCUAGGGUUGGGCAUUUGCCAUCCCUGGGGCCACCCCAGAGCUAUUUUGGCUCGUAUUUGCAUCCCUAUCCAGAUAUAAAUAUAACAUAGAGGAUUUUAUGGCAAACACAAGCAGGUUCAAAGAUUGGCUCACCUGUCAAGGACAGGAAAAACUUGUUUUCUUGAUGUCAAUGUCUGCAUUUCAUCAUUGCUUAUCAAGCUGGAAGUCUGGAGCUAUUGAUGUGAAUCAACACAUUUUUUGGUUAUGGAAUGAAAUUUCUGUUGAUCUAGGAUUUCAAUGAUUUUAGUGGUGAUGAUAUUAUUUUCUAAUACUACUAUGAUCUAUCAUUGAGGAACUUCGGGCAAUCCUUUGCUCGCUCUGCUAUCCCUGAGGAAAAGUGGAGGCCACUGAUCGUAGUCUAUCUCUAUUACAAAGGCAGAUGGUAACCAAAAUGAAAAAUUGGCAAUAGGCCAGUUGCACUAAGAGGUCAGGUGACCAUUACUUUCUUCAAGCAAUGAGUUGGAAUCUUGCUGAUGCCAAAAAUUGACAGAGCAGAUAAAAAUUAUCUUACGCCCUAAAUUUAAGAGGAAACGCAUUUAAGGCAGAUAUUUUAUGGCACUUUGAUUUUUCAACAAAGUAGUAUGAUUUUCAGUGGCCGCAUGUUGGAGGGCAUAGUCUUGCCCUCCAACAUGGUGGCAAAAACUACUUUUUUGCUUAUAUCUUAUUAAAUGUUUGAUAGUUACGCUCAGAUGUGCUGUAAACGUUACCACAUCGUCCUUUCAACAUUUUCCUUGAAGUUUAAGUGCAAAAUUUGCGUUCAGAAAGAGGUAAUUCAUAAAUUAUUUCAAUAAUCACAUUUUGGUCAUGUGACCAGCUAUGAACUUACUCGUUUUAAGAAAAUGGUGUGGGUUUGAAAAACCAAAUCACCAUUAUGUUGUUUACGAUAUGACCCACUAAUCAUUUUUCAAGGACAAAAUCAUAUAACUUUCAUUUUCCUAAAAAAUGAUAUCACAUGACGUCUUAGUGAAAAAUAAUGACCCAUUAAAAUGCACUAUUGACUGUGUGAUCAAUGAAAAGUGCGGCGGUGUUGAUUGAUGAUGGGGCAUUUGCCCUCUUUUUUGUCCCCGCCACGGGGCAUUUGUCAGCUCAAGUGUCCCCGUCCCCAGGAAUUUACCAUCCAAGUCAGAAAAAUUGCUAAUUCUAAUGUCUGGCGGGGGGGGGGGAGGAUGCACCUGGAAUUGACUGAUGCAUAAUUCUUUCUGAGUAUACGUAUGUAGGCGCAGUUAGUGCCAACUAUGGAAUAGGAGGCGUGCACUUAAAAGCCUUUAGCUUUAUCUCUGAUCCAUUAGUCACUUCUUUUGUUGCCGAACUACUGAAUGUGUAGAAAGACAAAAGUAACAAAGUGUACUUUGGCCAACGUUGAACGUUUGCAAGCAGAUAUACUGAGUAUGCCAAUUUUCAAAAAAAGAUUCUAAGUGAACGUGUAAAUAAGGCACAAAAGAAAAUGCAAAAGUAAGGUUUUCAUGAGGCACUACCCAAAUGACAAUAUGGUACCGUAUUUUCGCGAUUUAACGCCGGGCCCCGAAUAAACGCCCGGUCUUGGAGGGGAAGUUGUAGAUACACCCCCCAGACGUUUAUUAAUUUUAUGGUAUAAUAAACUAACGGUAUAAAGGCAAGAUAUACGGCUGUCAAGAAAAAGGCAUAAAAACUUUUCUAUAGUAACAGUAAGCUCGAAUAAACUGCAAAUUCAAACAAACGCCGGUCCACUAGGUCAAGUUUGAUUUAAACGCCGGGGGCGUAAAUUGAGAAAAUACGGUACUUUCCGCAGAGGCCUGUAAAUUUACAACACGAAACCAGUAAUGCAAUAUAAGGCCCUUUUUACAUUAAGUAGUGUUUUUAGUGCGUAGGGUUAUAAUAGAACCUUUCUGAAUCUUGAAGUUGAGUGUUUUUGCUCAUGCUGAAAUGCAAGGACAGUUCCCCCACUAUGUUUUUGAAAAUCUGUAUUAUAAAAGAGCUUUGUAUGGUUGAAGGCCAGGACAGGUAUCCCGUUAUCAAAUCUUGUUUGAGUGAUUUUUAAAAGCUAACCAUAGACUUGCUCAAAAAUUGCAAUGGUCAAUAUGAAUUAAGCGUGAAGGCUGUUUUAUGUGGUUGUGCUCUUCAUCAGGCAUUAGCACUGCUGGCUGGUUGCCUCGUGUAAGGGAAUCUAAGACAGUCUUGGACUGGAUUCCAGGUACUGAAUUUUGGAUUCUUUGUCAGUGGAACUUGGAUCCAUAUUCCAAUUAUUAGGGGGGUUCUGGAUUCUGUGAGCUGUAUUCCACAUUUCAAAGCCCAGGAUUAAGGAUUUCACAGCAAAGGUUUGGUGAAUACCAGAUUCCACAAGCAAAAAUUUCUCAGAUUCCAGAAUCUGGAUGGGGCAAAACUGGGCAUGUGAUAUGCACCGAUCAAUUCAACAUUUCAACAUGUAUUUAUCCCAUUGGCAACCAUCGCACAUUUGUCGCAAAUUUGAACUUUUUGUAGGACAGGCUUGUUCAAAUUCUCCCUUAAAUUAGGCCAAUAUAGCUGGUCAAAUGCACUUCAAUAGAGGCAACUUGACUUCUUUGAAAAACCUGGUAUUAUGGCAACGACCGUGACUGAAAAAAUCCACAACAACUGAACCACAAAAAUUACCCACUCUCUUUUCAUACAUUUCACUUCCAAAAUGUUUCAUAGCGUCUGAAGUCUUUGUUGAACAAGCCAUUCACCUUCAAAAGCUUUGUCUCUCUCCAUCUCACUAUGAGACAGCCUGCAUAGCUGGCAGGAUUAGCAGGCAAGUGCGGCGGUUUCUUGGCAUUGGCAGGCGCCACGUGAAGAUUGGAAGCACGUCUAUUCCCUCGCGGCUUCACCUCUUGCUUCAAGUGGCAGCUCGCCAAGAAAGUACCCUGGGCACAAAAUCCCGUCAGCUUUGCAGGCUAAGUAUGUGAAAGAUUUCAUCUAUCGAAUCACGAUCUCAUCCAGACACCAGAUACAAAGAAGUUAUAUUAUCUUGUCACUUUCAGUUCAAAUUCCCCACCCUUUGGAAUGUCUUUUGCGUCAAAUUCCUCAUUUCUCGCGCACGAGUGAUGAUCAAAUGCCCAGGGGAGGGGAUGUUAAAGCUUUGAAUUUAGCAGCGCAUAAUGUCUGGCAAUGAAAUAAGUGUCUCUUACAUAUGGAAGGGGGUACCUAAGGGGCCAUUUUUCUAGGAAGGUAAAAAAUUGUUAUUUUUAAAAAUAAUUUCCACCAGUGGAGGGCAGAGUAAUUAUUAUUCCUUUUUUUUUUCAAGAAGAAUGUGACAAACAAUUAGAGGAGCAGAUUGAGGGACACCCAUUUUGUGAACCUUGGGAGGAUAGUGACUUGGUACUCACAGUGGAGGAUGAUACAUUUUAUGUCCAUCGACAGAUCCUUAGUUUACACUCACCGGUGUUUAAAGCGAUGCUGAAUUCUCAAUUUAAAGAAGCCACAGCAACAGUAAUCCCAUUGCCAGGAAAGAAAGAAAAUGAGGUUUUAGAUUUCUUGAAGGCGCUUUACCUGAAAGGAACGGCUGAAAUAACUUGUAAGUAAGAUAUCAGUAAAGCAGGGAUCAGACUUGGCGCCCGAAUACGGUAAUUGCUGGGCACUAAUGUAAGCACGCCCUUUCUCAAGUACCCACGCUCUGCGAAUGCGUGCACCGUGCUAGUGCCCGAUUUCAAAAUAACGUUUGACAUGGCAAAAGGGGGUAACAACGCACAUAAUUACAGGCUGGUACUCAAGGUGUGAACACAACACCAUUUUGUGAGGGUAUCCAGGUAGUACUCCUCGGGCACCAAGUGUGGACGGCACCUUAGUUGCCUUAAUACAGUCGGAUCUUUGCACAAUGGCCAUCUUUUGAUUCACUAUUUAUAAAGAAGAGAGAAUCUCCAGAAUAGUCCGUUUUCACGAUGACGACAUUUGACUACAACUACCAGAAUUCAUUUCUUUUUUGCUUUCUUAAUAUUUAAAACUGUGAAAGGUUUAAACCCAGGAGUCUUAUUUAAAUUUGUCGAUCCCGCUGGGGAUUAAAAGACAGUAGCCCUUAACUGCACAAGAAAACAAAAAAUCUGAAGCGUUCUUGUAUUUGUCGUAAAAUGACGUCAUCGUAUCGUGCAAUUGGCCUAUUAAAUAGAGAAUCAUAUAGGAGGAGAUGCCGUUAUAAGCGCUGGUAGACAGCAGAAUGGCCCCCGCCGGUCUCUGAUCAUUACCCUUCCCGAAAAAGGUAAUCUUGAACAGUGCAUGAACUGUCGCAAAAUCAGUCUAAAAUGUCAUCCAAUCAUGCUGAAGGUGCUGUUAAACGGGCUGAAGCCCCAGCCAAAACACAAUUAUCUCGCAACAACAUACAGGCUUCAGAGCAGGACGUAAAGCAACAGGACGGAUCUUCAAACUCAGGAUAUUGAACGAGAGGUACCUCCAACAUAAUCAAGACCUCGAUUACGUCUUUGUUGAUUUAAAAAUGGCGUUUGACAGAGUGUGGCAUAAAGCUCUUUGGUCUUCUAAGAGGCUUUAUAAACAUUAGCGCAAACCUGAUCCAAGUCAUAAAGAACCUCUACAACAAGGCCACCACACAGUGCAGUCUGACUUAAUGACGACAUAGGAGACUGGUUCAGAACCACAUUCGAAAUCAGACAAGGCUGUCUGCUCUCAUCGACUCUUCUCAACAUAUUUUUGGAGAGAAUUAUGACUGAGAACAGGAAGAUCACAACGGAACAGUCAGCAUUCGAGGCGAAAAGUUCAGCAAUUUACGUUUUGCCGAUGACAUUCUGAGCUUGGCAUGAAAAUAGGAGGAACUAGCCUCUCUAGAGGAUCUCCUGAAUAAGACCCUGCAGACUUUGGCAUGGAAAUUAGCGUAGAGUAGAUCAGGCAAACUCAUGACCAACAAUUCAACACAGAUGCAUCACAACUGAAGUCAGGGUAGAACAUUGGACGAGGUUGAAAAUUUUAAAGUAUCUGGGCGGAGUCGUCACAGAUCAAGGUUUCAAGCCUGAAGUACAGUGCACAAAUGCACAGACAAGAGCAGCACCAGCGAUACUGAAGAUCAUCCGGAACGACAAGAGUAUGUCCUUUAGCUCAAAGAUUAGACUCAUGCACUCCUUGGUUGUCUCGAUGCUCUUGUACGCCUACGAAACCUAGACAUUGACAGCGGACAUGCGUCCAGAAGAAAUUGCAGCCCGCCGAGAUAAGGUGCUUUAGGACUGCUUGGCAUCUCACACAAAGACCACAAAGCCAACGAGGCAUGCAGGGACAGAAUCAAGCAAGCUGCUGCUCUGUGGCCCUAUGACGACAUCUGAACCACGGUAAAGAAACGCCAGUUAAAGUGGUUUGGACAUGUAUUUAAAUCAGCAGUGCUUGCCAAGACAGUUUUACACGGAACAGUGCAAGAAGGGAGAAGAAGAGGAAGAUAAAGGAAGAAUUGGGAGAGUAAUAUCUCUGAUUGGAUGGAGUUAAGAGUUGCGACGCCCGAACAGAAUGUGAAAACAAGAUCAGAUGGAGCGGAAGGGUUGCUAGGUUCGUGAAGUCCUAAAAGGCUUAUCGCGGGUGCAUCUCUCUCCGCAGGGUGACCAUUUUCAAUAGAUUUUAUGGACAACAAUUUCAUGGACACAUCAUCUGGUGCGACUGAGGAAAAUUGAAUGACUUUUAAGUGCUUCAAUGCUGUCCGUAUUUUAGAUCUCCCUCUACGCGCAUCUGUUAGUGAUAAUCUGGCAAAACUGCAUUGACAAUCCCUAUUGUGCAGGAGAGCCGAACUCUGCUCUGCGCCAUUUUUAAUUUGUGUAUUAAUCAGUUAAUCAUGCCUCUCAAUAUAGCUUAAACGCCUUCGGCUCGGCUGAUAACACUUACCUUGAACUUGAUUAUUUCGGUUAUCACUAAAACCUCAUCCAUCUGAUUACUAAAAUUGAUUUAAUUUCCCCAGUAAUUUUCUCAUGUAGUCGAAGGUUCUACCUGGAGCAGCACUUGACUGCCCUAAUGACUAUUUCUAACUUAUUUAGUUCUCUCGACAAGUGAUCAGAAUUAUUAUUCAGGUAGUUCCUACCUGAAUAAUGCUCGCUUUAUUUUUCUGGGUAUCUUUGGUUUACAUUGAUCUGUCUAACAUGUCUCUUUUGUCAUCUUUAUCCAGUGAAAAAAGUGAGACACCUUCUGAAGUUAGCCGACGAGUACCAAACACAGGGCGUGCUUGACCUUUGCGUGAAGUGCCUCAGGGAUGUACCAAAAUAUGAAGACAAUGUGGUUACGAUUCUGUUCCUGGCAACGGACACAGUGAUGGCAAGAAACGACUGCAGGCUUGAUGGUGUUCGCAGAGAAUGUGAAACCCUUGUUGAGGAUAUGGAGCUUGCUGAUAUCACAGGAAAGAGCGAUUUUAAGAAUUUGAACAGAGAUAGCAUGGAAAGUGUUUUAGUUAGAAGAUCUAAGCGUUUAGAAACGUGUCUUAAGGGGGUUUAUCCUCAGUUGGUUGGGUUGGUGGAAUAUUGUCUAUUCAUGAAAUUAGAUAGGUAUGCUUCAGGCGAAGUAUCUCGUUGUCCCCAACAUUUUCCACGGGGUGGGCGAAAUGUUAACAAGGCAAACAGAGAUCUCGUACAGCGAAUAAGGAAAUGCUCGGUUUGUAGAGGGAUGAUUCAACAAUUGGUUUCUUCAUCUGUUAAAAAGCAAUCUACCGCGACGGCCUCAGGUUACGGCUUUCCAGUCCUUUCUCAAAGCCUUGGAGCUGGCUCAAGAGUAACUGCCCCAAAGGAAUACCUCUAUGGGGGGAGCUACCACUUUGACGAGGAACUGAUCACACUCCUCAAGGAUAUAGACAAAUUAUAUUAA
Molecule: messenger RNA, 9535 nt
Organism: Porites lobata
Lineage: Eukaryota; Metazoa; Cnidaria; Anthozoa; Scleractinia; Poritidae
Source: the annotation of a GenBank genome assembly